AUGCUGCUGGGCUCCUCCUUCGCGUCGCCGUUCACCCAGCUCCACCUCUCGCCGAGCCCCAAUGCGGGGGCGGGGGCGCGGCCGGCGGCGGGGCUGGCGCUGAGGAUCGAGGCGGCGAAGCAGCUGACGGGGCGGGUGGUGACGACCAAGGCGAACAAGACGGUGGGGGUGGAGGUGGCGCGGCUGAAGCAGCACCCCAAGUACCACCGCCGGGAGAAGAUCAAGAAGAAGUACCAGGCGCACGACCCCGACAACCAGUUCAAGGUCGGCGACUUCGUGGAGCUCGUCCGCUCCCGCCCCAUCUCCAAGACCAAGCACUUCCUCGCCGUCCCCGUCCCGCCCCGCGACACCCGCCGCAAGGCCCAGCUGCUGCCCCCGCUCGAGUCCCAGUCCGCCGACGACUCCGCCGCCGCCGCCGCCGAGGAGACCGCCGCCUAG
Messenger RNA from Triticum turgidum subsp. durum (durum wheat), 438 nucleotides. NCBI's taxonomy places the organism in Eukaryota, Viridiplantae, Streptophyta, Magnoliopsida, Poales, Poaceae. The record is from the annotation of a GenBank genome assembly.